UAUGGCUAAUGUCUUCCUCAUUUCGUACAAUAUGUAAGAGAUACACGCACACAUAGCUUCCCAUCAGGCGGGUCGUCUGAUCGUUUGCUGGCUUAUAUAAAAAAAAUAUUUUUUAAUAGUCUACUAAUUUUACAAAUAAUAUUUUUUUUUAAGAAAAGUAAUUUUACAUGUGAAGCAAAUGGGAUUCCUUCGUAUUAUUUGUGAGUUUACAUUUAUUGCACAUUUGGUGCUUAGUACAGAAGCAGUUGAAUAUUCUGAAAAAGAUGAGGGAUAUGCACAAGGAUUUAUUCCAAACUGUCCUGGUGAUUCGAAGCCCGCCGAAAUCAAACCGGAACAUUUAAACAGAAUAAAGAUCUCAGUAUUGGGCAGAGGCUCGCUUUUCCAAGCCAGUUGGACUUCUUACAACUACCACCACGUCAAAGCUAUAGCCAAGGACCCAAAUGUUGACUUCAGAAGAAAGACGAUCGUGUAUUGCCCUGGUUAUUUGGAUUCGACUGCGUUACCCGUAGGAAGAAGCAUGAUGGUACUCUAUAAGCAGUUGGGGUAUAACGUGUUGAUAUUAGAAUUUAUAGAUUUCACUACGGAUGUAUUACCGGUAGUUGUCCGUUUAAUGCGUCCUGUCGGAAAGCACGUCGCCGAAAUGCUAGCCAACCUGACUACGGUCGGCCUCGACCCAAAAAAGUUGGAACUGGUUGGUCUCAGCCUUGGUGGCCUAUCUAUGGCCUUCACGGCCAAGAACUUCCAGCAAAUUACUGGUAGAAACAUCUCAAUGCUCACCGCUCUCGACCCUACUGGACCCUGCGUCAGACAUCUCGGACCUAAGGAUAGGUUAGACCCGUCCGACGCUGACUUUGUCCUUCACAUCGCAACGAAUACAGAGGGAUAUGGCAUAGGCACUCCAGUCGGACAUAUAUCAGUCUACGUAAACGGAGGAGAGCACCAGCCUGGUCUACUUCCAACGUUUCUCUGCGAUGAUUUAUGCAGUCACUUGCAGGUGUUGUUUAUAUGGCUUUCGGCAUUGGAAAGUCCUGGCAAGUUCAUCAUGAUGCAAUGUGACUCUCUACAGCAAGCGAGAGAUCACCAAUGUUUUGAGAGGAAGCCAAUGGUAACGAACACUCUCGAUCUAUAUACGGAUAGAAAUAAGCCGGGUAUUUAUUACUUGGCAAUGAAGCCUCAAUACCCUUAUUAUUUAAGUAAGAAAGGCUUGAAACGAAGUGGCGCGGACGUUUUGAACCACAUAAGUAACCUUAAUGCUGUUGACGUGCUGCGGGUUUAAUAAAACGAAAAGAAUAUCUUUGAUACUAAGAAAAUGAAAGAGCUCAAAUAAUAGUAUAUUACGAUACGAGUGCGAAAAAUAGGAAACUCGAAACGAGUGGCGUUAAUUAAAACACGACCGAAGAGAGGUAAAUAAAUGGUUUAAAUCUGUACCCAAAUUCAAUGAAAAACCCAUUGAUUCGGGUCCACACUUGUAGGGCCAAGGAUGGUCGGCUGUUUGUCACUUGUCGCCAUGCCUGUCACGUU
Molecule: messenger RNA, 1521 nt
Organism: Cydia pomonella (codling moth)
Lineage: Eukaryota; Metazoa; Arthropoda; Insecta; Lepidoptera; Tortricidae
Product: lipase member H-like
Exons: 3
Coding region: 179-1276 (365 amino acids)
Molecular function (GO): lipase activity
Source: RefSeq, a predicted model, not a curated record